Molecule: messenger RNA, 1241 nt
Organism: Mytilus trossulus (common blue mussel)
Lineage: Eukaryota; Metazoa; Mollusca; Bivalvia; Mytilida; Mytilidae
Exons: 5
Coding region: 76-1176 (366 amino acids)
Source: RefSeq, a predicted model, not a curated record
CUUACACGAUGUCGUGAAACAAUGUACUUAAAUUUAAUGACAUAUGAUAAAACAAUAGUUAAGACGUGACUUAAGAUGGCUGCUAAAAAAUGUAGUCAACAGCCAUGCUGCAAACCUGUAAAUUAUAACCAGUGCAUUGAUAUGUCAUGUUGGACUCUAGAAGAUAGACGUUACUGUAAUAUUCCCAUAAAUAUCAAAUCUAUUGAUUGUUUCUGCGUGUUACACGAGCGAAAUUGUUUUUUUGAGGAAGAUCUGUUUGGAUAUGACAUCGACGAAGAUCAACACUAUAUAUGGGUUGAUGGUGGAUGCAAUGGAAUAUUUCGAGUUUGCAGUAAACAAGUAUCCAACAACAACUUACAAUGUCUGUCGAGAAAUAACAUCUUUAAACCAACGCACAGGACACCACGACCAACAAGAAAGUAUACACAAGGUGUAAAGAACAAGAGUAGCACAACACCACCACGUUAUAUAGGAAGCACAACAGUUUUACCAAAACAACAGGAAGCUAAAACCAGUUCCACAGGGUUGUUGAUAGUACUUCCGUUAGUUAUAUUGGCUGUUUUAGUAGCAGUGAUAUUACUAGUUUACAACAGGAAGAGGUUAAGAUGUAAAAAGACAGCAGUGAAAAAUAAAGCUAAGACAGAUGAAGACAGGCCUUACAUGGAGAGUAUAAAAUUAGAUCAUGAUAUCGUAUACGAUGAGAUUCGGCCUCGCCAAACUUCCGGUCAGGAGAAAAGAAAGAGUCAAAUUCCAAUUUACAACAUUUGUAGUGAUAACAUGGACACGAAUACGGAUGCAGACAAAGUGACAAAUGCUAAUUAUUACGUGCUGGAGAGAGAUACAGUUCAUCCGAACGUUAGAGUACCGGCGAAAAGAGAUUUAAGCAAAACAAAGUCUGACAGACAAGACGGCAGACCAAUUCCACUACCAAGAAGAAAACUAACUGGCAGAUUAUCGGUGGAGGAACAGGCAGGUUAUUUUGUUCCUGUGGAUGUUAAGAAGCCAGAUGUGGAUAAAAAUAAAGUCACUGGGAAUGAGUACUUCAUUCUUGAGAAGCAAAGUAAUGAUAAUGAAAACCGUUAUGUGCGAGACCCUGGCUUUGCUUUUAAACAACCAAACAGAAAUGUGGAAUAUUUUGUUCUAGAAAAAGAAAACGGUGGGUUUACUGAGACUUAAAAAAGAAUGGAAGAUUAUAUAUUUUUUUAUGUUUUCUUGAUUAUUGCGUAUUUUCAAAGAAUUGU